Messenger RNA from Glycine soja, 387 nucleotides. RefSeq lists its product as uncharacterized. NCBI's taxonomy places the organism in Eukaryota, Viridiplantae, Streptophyta, Magnoliopsida, Fabales, Fabaceae. Bases 1 to 387 code for a protein of 128 amino acids. The record is from RefSeq and is a predicted model, not a curated record. The transcript has a single exon.
AUGGAGUUGGAGCAUAAGGCUUAUUGGGCUCUCAAAUUGCUCAACUUCAAUGAAGCCGCAUGUGGAGAAAAGAGAAGAUUACAAUUGAUGGAGUUAGAAGAAAUGAGACUUAAUGCUUACGAGUCAUCCAGAAUUUAUAAGCAGAAGAUGAAGGCGUAUCAUGACAAAAAGUUGCAGAGAAAAGACUUCCAGCUAGGACAACAGGUUUUACUCUUUAACUUCAGGCUUAGAUUGUUCCCAGGAAAGCUAAAAUCAAAGUGGUCAGGGCCAUUUGUGAUUAAAGAAGUGAGACCACAUGAAGCAGUAGAAUUAAUGGACCCUGCAGGAGGCAACCUUGAGAGGAGAUGGAUCGUUAAUGGACAGCAUUUAAAGAUCUAUAAUGGGUGA